AAUUUUGCAAAAUCAUUUUAAAUUAUUCUUUUAUAUAUAAUGAGCACACUACAUGAAUAUUUCCUGAAAAUCUAUACUAUUUUUAAUAGAAAUCAAAUUUAAAGUUUGAAUUUUUAGAACCGCGCCAAAAACGCUAUUCCUGUGAUGGCGCCGGCAGAUGACGUCUGUGACGUCACGCGCCAGUAAACACGAUUACGAGCUGUCAGCCGAAGUUAAUUUCUGUGCUUGAUUUUGCUAUAAAAUCAUAGAUAAAAUGGUCUAUAAAUGGUGUGUAGUGCCAAAAUGUACGAAUACGUCUAUAAAUAGUCCACAAACAUUGUUUGUUUCUGUUCCAACCGAUUGUAAAAGACGAAAAAAGUGGUUACUAUUAGCUCGGAGAGACCCAAAGGGCAUUUCAUCGACUUCAAAUGUAUUUAUGUGUGAAGAUCACUUCGAUGUAAGUAUAAAUUGAAUAUGUUAUCUACUAGGUAGCUUAAAUUACCGCUUUUUUUAAGAUUGAAAUAAUAUAUAACUAUCUAUAACCUCAAAUGUAUCUUUGGUUAUGUUGAGGAUAAGUCAGUGUUGAGGAUCAAAGAUCCUGUUUAUUAACCCUAAACUUAUUACUCUGUAGGGUUUCAAAAUGUUUUCUGUUGUUGUGAUUAUAUUAGCUACCUACAUAUCUCAAUAAUUUUCUAUGCUGUGUCAUUUUACCUACUUUGCUUAUUAGAUAGUGAUAGUUAUGUUGAAUUGCAGAUGGAAAAAGACACCAUUAACUACAUGCAGUACAAAAUGGGUUUCAGAAAGAAGAUACUUUUGACAGAAGAUGCUGUGCCAACAAAAUUUCAUUGUCAAGAAGAUCGUAAAAGACCACUGUCUGAUGCUGGACUUUCUCGAGGAGCAUAUGUCAAGAGGAAAAGAAUGGAUUUGGUCAACACAUGUUUGCAAAGUCAAAAUGCUACUGAAGCCCAAGCUGAAAGCUUACAAAAAGAUGAGAGUUUGAUACAAGACAUUAUUGAACCUCAAGGUUUAUCAAGAACUCAAGACAGAGAAACUAUUACCAACUCUAUCAUAACUGCAGAAAAAUCUGUGCAAGUAAUAAUAAAAGAGAAUGUGCAUCAUAGGAGCAAAUCUGUGCAAACAAGAUGCCAGACUACAAGUAUUUCUACCUCACCAAUGAAAGUUUCUACAACAUCUCGUUCCACUUCGCCCUUUAAGAUUAAACCAUGCAGUCUUCGACCAUCACAGUCUGAAAUUGUCAAAGCAGUCAAGAGAAAUGUUUUUCUUGAAGAUGAAAAGUCAGAUAGUGAUAUUUCCUGUAUUGAAAGUGGUCGUCAUUUAUCACCUUUUGUAACUAAAUCAGCAUCAUCAUCAUCAGGGCUUACGGACUCUGAUAGUAAUGUUACAGAUGCCAAUGAGAAUAUUGAAAAAUUAGAGUGCCUCAAAAUUACUAUGCGUUCAAUCUCUAAAAAACCAAUGAUGUAUGUUGGUAUUCCAAAAGAAUGUUAUUUCUUAAUCAAAUUGUUACAUAAACACACAAGCAUAAAAGUAGAACACAUUUUGCUAUGCUUGAAAAAGAUUAGAAUGAACAGUACAUUUUCUGAACUGGAGGAUAAUUUUGGAAUAUCAUUAUCUUAUGCUAGUAAAUUGUUUCUACAAAAUAUACCAAUAAUAGCUAGUGUUUUAAGACCAUUCAUUGUAAAUAUAGAUAAAAAAUUGGUAAAAAAAAAUCUUCCUAUUUCAUUUAGACAUAACUAUCAUAAUGUCAGUUGCAUCAUAGAUUGUUUAGAGAUUGAUAUACAAAAACCAUCAAAGGCUCUUCAUCAGUCAUUGACGUGGUCAGAGUACAAAAAGGGGAAUACUGUGAAGUAUUUAGUAUCCUGCACACCUAAUGGGUUAGUUAAUUAUGUUUCGCAUGGGAUUGGGGGCAGAACCAGCGAUGCCACAAUAGUAGAAAAUUGUAACUUUCUAGAUGGAUUACCUCAAGGAUCCUGUUGCUUAGCUGACAGAGGCUUCAAACACCUUGAACAAAUACUUCAUGAAAAGGGACUAAAACUAUUAAGACCACCCAGUGUAAAUGCUGGUGCAAAGUUGUCAAAAACUGAAGUUCGACAAACUAAAAUAAUAGCUAGUUUGCGGAUUCAUAUUGAAAGGGUAAUAAGGCGUUUGAGAGAAUUUCAUAUUUUAAAGCAACAUUCAGUGAUAAAUACUAACAUACGUCGUGUACUUGAUCAUGUCAUUAUAAUUGCAUGUGCUCUAAUAAAUUUGCAAGAUUCUCUUAUUAAAUAA
Messenger RNA from Acanthoscelides obtectus, 2265 nucleotides. Lineage: Eukaryota; Metazoa; Arthropoda; Insecta; Coleoptera; Chrysomelidae. The record is from the annotation of a GenBank genome assembly.